Messenger RNA from Dichotomopilus funicola, 738 nucleotides. RefSeq names its product nucleotide exchange factor Fes1-domain-containing protein. The record is from RefSeq and is a predicted model, not a curated record. The transcript has a single exon. Lineage: Eukaryota; Fungi; Ascomycota; Sordariomycetes; Sordariales; Chaetomiaceae. Bases 1 to 738 code for a protein of 245 amino acids. Gene Ontology annotation, cellular component: endoplasmic reticulum. Gene Ontology annotation, molecular function: adenyl-nucleotide exchange factor activity.
AUGGACCGAAACCUCAACAACCUGCUCAAAUGGAGCAUCGAGAACUCUGUUCCCUCCAGCACCACGCCCGCCAGUACCGAUAGUGCUGACAGACCGACCGCCAUUACAGCUCGUCCGUCUGACACCCCUUCCACCGGCGCGGCGACGGCCCCGCCCGCCAGUAACGUUAACCCGGAACUUCUUUCUGCGCUUUUCGGCGGGCCGUCCGAAGCCGAUUUGAUGCGUGCCGCAAUGGAGGUCGUUACGGACCCGACAGCGACCCUCGACAACAAACUGAUCGCGUUUGAUAACUUCGAGCAGUUGAUCGAGUCGCUGGACAAUGCGAACAACCUGGAGCCACUGGGUCUCUGGACGCCGCUGCUUUCGGUACUAGCAACCCCCGCGAAGAGCGAAGAAGAAGAGGAGAUAAAAACGUACGAACCCGAGCUGCAGCGCAUGGCUGCCUGGUGUGUGGGGACGGCGGUGCAGAAUAACGUCAAGAGCCAAGAGCGACUCUUAGCGAUGGGUGGUGUGCCGACGUUAUUAAAAUUAGCGACGGCAGAGGACGGGGAUGUGGGCGUGAGGCGAAAGUCGAUUUAUGCCCUCAGCUCGGCGGUGCGAAACUAUCAACCUUCCAUGGAUGUGGUGGUAGAGGGGCUAGCGAAGUAUGGGAGGGGGGAGAAGGUGGACGCGGCGGAUAUGGAUGCUGUGGAUGGGGUCAUAGACUGGUUGAGGGAAAGGGUGAAGGGCAAGGCAUGA